GCGUCUCAGAGAGAUACAGACCUACAGAAUGUUGACCAGUCCAAAUUGCUGGGCAAUAUUGUAUCCAGUGUGACCGAUAUUCUGACAGGUGCCAAGCGACUGGUCGAUCGGAACGUGUCAGCAAGAGAUCUAGGCCUGACAGACAUCGACUGGUCUAAAGUAUCGGACAACAUUCUCUCCCAUGCUUCUAGUGCGCUGGCAACAGCAGGACGUCUGGUGUAUGUAAUUUGCUGCUUCAUUAUUACGCCUUUGUUAAUGGGUUUGAUGCACACUUUCUAGUGAUCAGGUAUUCAUACACCACAACUGGCGCUCUGCCAUGGCAAUUAUGUCUCAGCAAUACCAGGAGAAACUACAUCCCUUUAUUGGAGUGAUAUUCAACAUACCACGCAACUGCUGGGCCAAAAUGCGGGGCUGUAAUCUCUCUAACGUUUUGUUCGUUUUGACAGAGGUCAAUAACUUGUCAAUCAGGCAUCCAUACGAAUCAGCUGGAGUCUUGCUGGUCAUCUCUGUGUUUGGAGAUCCUGCGAUAUUUCUGACAUUAUUGCAGCUCACGGGAACAACUGCAAUGUUCUUGUGUUUUCUCCCGGCACGGUUGAUUAUCUUGUGUUUGGGCUUUGGGAGUCGAGGAGUAGAAAAAGGUUCAUUUGCAUCUCAAUAUCAGUCCCGUCAUUACGGUGGUAAUGUGCCGCGAGGCUCUGGAUUCUCGAAACUUCAAUCAUAUGGGUCCACUAUGCCAACAGUCACCUCGACGCUUAUCUCAUUGUUGGCAUAUACUGGAGCUGUGAUUAUCUUGGGUCGGGAGUGGAAGAUCCAAUUAGUGGACUGGUGUCAUUUUGUAUCGAAUGGAAGGUGUUGAAGUGGGAUUAUCUUGUGGUGGUAUGUAGUAUGUCACAAACUGAAUGGCAGGGUUCCGGUUAGUUUGUGGGGGCUUGGUAGAUGCCAUAGCGCACGUUGCAUGUAACUGAUGCAUAAGUUACAGAACAAG
Suillus discolor is the source of this 985-nucleotide messenger RNA. RefSeq lists its product as uncharacterized. The record is from RefSeq and is a predicted model, not a curated record. Gene Ontology annotation, cellular component: membrane. The transcript has 5 exons. The coding region runs from base 317 to 856 and encodes 179 amino acids. NCBI's taxonomy places the organism in Eukaryota, Fungi, Basidiomycota, Agaricomycetes, Boletales, Suillaceae.